UUGAUUUGAAGCAAACCGAAGAAAUAUCAACUCUGUCUUUGGUUUUGCAGAUAUUAUUCUUUCUUCUGGCCGUGGGCUGCUGAAAAAUAAAAUUUGGGAAAAAAGCAACAGCCAAGUAUCCCGCCGACUCAUAGCAGCCCAGCCAGCUUCCGGCUGCCGGUGGUUCAACUCAAACUCCAAACUCCUCAGCUCGGUUACGCUAGAAAGAGACGUAGGUAAACCUUCUACUGCAUCUGGGGUCCUGUUGAUGAUGACAAACUCCUUGGAAGAGUUAGGGAAGCAUCCAACCUCAGUGCAUUAUGUUAGAGAAGACAGUGAGUAUGUUAGGCUGGUUGUAUCCAAUGAAACAAGGGCGGCAGAAGCUGAUAUCUUGCAGCCUCAAUCAGAGACAAGGGUUAAAUCUUUCUUGUGGUGGAUUAGAGCCUUAGCUUGGUGCCUUGUUAUCAUUAUAUUGCUCCUCAUUUUCUUAAAAUGGGGGAUGCCGUUUCUUUUUGAAAAGGUUCUCUUACCAAUAAUGCAAUGGGAAGCUACUGCAUUUGGCCGUCCAGUUCUUGCCCUUGUUCUCGUUGCUUCACUCGCUUUGUUCCCUGUGGUCCUAAUACCUUCUGGCCCUUCCAUGUGGCUGGCUGGAAUGAUAUUUGGUUAUGGCUUAGGGUUUGUUAUCAUCAUGGUCGGAACAACUAUUGGGAUGGUCCUGCCAUAUCUAAUUGGUCUGUUUUUCCGUGAUCGCAUACAUCAAUGGUUAAAUAGAUGGCCCCGAAAUGCUGCAAUGAUUAGACUUGCCGGGGAAGGGAGUUGGUUCCAUCAAUUUCGAGUGGUUGCUCUCUUUAGGGUUUCACCCUUUCCGUACACAAUUUUUAACUAUGCAAUCGUUGUUACCAGUAUGACAUUUUGGCCCUACUUAUGUGGAUCAGUUGCUGGAAUGGUGCCAGAGGCUUUCAUUUACAUCUACAGUGGUCGCUUAAUAAGGACAUUUGCAAAUGUUAAGUAUGGGAACUAUCACUUGACUAAAGUGGAGAUUGUAUACAACGUUAUAUCCUUAAUUGUUGCAGUUAUAACCACAGUUGCUUUUACUGUUUAUGCAAAAAAUGCUUUAAAUAAGCUUAAAAGGGCAGAAACUAGUGGAGGAGCGGAAGCAUCAGCCUUGGACCAUGGCAGUUUAGAGAUGGAGAAGCUUCCCCUUGAAAAACCCAAGCAUAUAAGAACAUGGUAGGCUGAAUACACUCAUGGAAAUUUGAUUGCAGAUAAUUGGAUUGGUUAGUGAUUUUAUGUCUUAGUUGUCCCUUUUGGGGAAGAAAGGGGAGGGGUAGUUUUUGUAACUAUGUAAACUAGGCAAACAAAAGAAAACAGAAGACUAAUAAUAUUUUUGUAAAAUGUAGAAUUUUUUAUGAACUACUGUGUUCAUACCUGGUUGCUAUAGGGAUGUUACAUAUUUUAUGUGCCUGGUGCCUGGUUUCUGUGCUGCUAAUGCAAUAACGAUGUACUUGUCUCGUUUGAGUAUUUUCUCAACUAGCUGCUGGACUAGAGAUUUGGAUUUUUA
Molecule: messenger RNA, 1540 nt
Organism: Malus domestica (apple)
Lineage: Eukaryota; Viridiplantae; Streptophyta; Magnoliopsida; Rosales; Rosaceae
Source: RefSeq, a predicted model, not a curated record